Molecule: messenger RNA, 514 nt
Organism: Camelus dromedarius (Arabian camel)
Lineage: Eukaryota; Metazoa; Chordata; Mammalia; Artiodactyla; Camelidae
Gene: GHRL
Product: ghrelin and obestatin prepropeptide
Exons: 3
Coding region: 1-393 (130 amino acids)
Biological process (GO): negative regulation of inflammatory response; regulation of response to food; gastric acid secretion
Cellular component (GO): extracellular region
Molecular function (GO): growth hormone-releasing hormone activity; ghrelin receptor binding
Source: RefSeq, a predicted model, not a curated record
AUGCCCUCCCCGGGGACCAUCUGUGGCCUGCUGCUCCUCAGCGUGAUCUGGGUGGACGUGGCCAUGGCAGGCUCCAGCUUCCUGAGCCCUGAACGCCAGAGAGCGCAGCAGAGAAAGGAGUCCAAGAAACCAUCAGCCAAACUGCAGCCCCGGGCCCUGGAGGGCUGGCUCGGCCCGGAAGACGGAAGACAGGCGGGAGGCGGAGAGGACGAGCUGGAGACCCGGUUCAACGCCCCCUCUGAUGUUGGGAUCAAGCUGUCAGGGGCUCACUCCCACCAGCACGGCCAGACCCUGGGGAAGUUUCUGCAGGACAUCCUCUGGGAAGAGGCCAACGGUAAGUCCUUAGAACUCAGUGCUACAGUCAUGUUCAGAACAUGCUCUGCAGCCAGUUAAGCGAAGGCUUUGGUGCCCUCGUCCUCAAUCUCCUCUUGCCUCGUGAUAAGAAACCACCCAGCUUUUCCUGACUGAGGAGGCAGCCACCUGCCUGUGGAGGCACCACCAUCUGCAACAUUCC